Molecule: messenger RNA, 1259 nt
Organism: Glossina fuscipes
Lineage: Eukaryota; Metazoa; Arthropoda; Insecta; Diptera; Glossinidae
Product: 4-hydroxyphenylpyruvate dioxygenase
Exons: 4
Coding region: 71-1213 (380 amino acids)
Biological process (GO): L-tyrosine catabolic process
Cellular component (GO): Golgi membrane; endoplasmic reticulum membrane
Molecular function (GO): 4-hydroxyphenylpyruvate dioxygenase activity
Source: RefSeq, a predicted model, not a curated record
AUAUAUAUAUAUAUAUCUAUAUAUAUAUAUACGUAACUCAAAACCAACUCACAAUUGUGCAAUAAAUAAGAUGACUACGUACACCGACAAAGGAGCUAAACCGAAAUCCGGUAAAUUUCUAUCUUUCGAUCAUUUAACCUUCUACGUAGGUAAUGCGAAACAAGCAGCCAGUUAUUAUACAACGCGCAUGGGCUUUGAGCCUUUGGGUUAUCAGGGUCUUGAAACAGGAAAUCGCCAAUUUGCCAAGCAUGCCGUUAGACAAAAUAAAAUCGUCUUUGUAUUCGUAUCGUCGUAUAAUCCCGACGAUUAUGAGCAUGGCCAGCACUUAAUGAAGCAUGGCGAUGGCGUUAAGGAUGUAGCAUUUGAGGUCGAAGAUAUUGAUGCCAUUUUCAAAAUGUCUAAAGAUCGUGGUGCAACUGUGCUACGUGAAUUAUGGGAGGAGAGCGAUGAAUACGGUUCGGUCCGUUUUGCUACUAUUAAAACGUAUGGUGAUACUACUCAUACUUUUGUGGAUCGUAGCAAAUAUCGUGGUGCUUUCUUGCCGGGAUUUAAGCCAUUGGGAAAAGAUGUUUUAUUAGAGAAACUGCCUCCGGCUAAAUUGGAUUUUAUUGAUCACGUUGUGGGCAAUCAACCAGAUUUGCAAAUGGAAAGCGUGGCCGCUUGGUACGAACGUAUUUUACAAUUUCAUCGUUUCUGGUCGGUAGAUGAUUCCCAAAUUCAUACCGAGUACUCGGCUCUGCGUUCAAUAGUAAUGGCUAAUUAUGAAGAGACGGUUAAAAUGCCCAUAAAUGAACCGGCCAAAGGUAAAAAGAAAUCGCAAAUACAAGAGUAUGUAGAAUACUACGGUGGAGCUGGCGUACAACAUAUUGCAUUGAAUACGAAGGAUAUUAUAACGGCUAUAAGGAAUUUGCGCGCCAGAGGGAUGGAAUUUUUAACCAUACCCGAUUCAUAUUAUGAGAUUCUUACUGAAAACUUAAAGCAUAGCCGAACCAAAAUUAAAGAAGACAUGAAAGUCCUCAAGGAAUUAAAUAUAUUGAUAGAUUACGAUGAGAAUGGCUAUCUAUUGCAAAUAUUCACGAAAAAUAUGCAAGAUCGUCCUACAGUUUUUUUGGAAGUUAUACAACGUCACAAUCAUAAUGGUUUCGGAGCUGGUAACUUUAAAUCUUUGUUCACGGCCAUUGAAAUUGAACAAGCCAGACGUGGAAAUUUAUAAAUUAAGUCUUCUAGAUGUAACGUUUUCUUUUGUACUCUCUUUUUAU